Messenger RNA from Cuscuta campestris, 1712 nucleotides. The record is from the annotation of a GenBank genome assembly. NCBI's taxonomy places the organism in Eukaryota, Viridiplantae, Streptophyta, Magnoliopsida, Solanales, Convolvulaceae.
AAUCCCUCAUAAUUUUAAGUCUGUGCCACCCCGACGCCCCGUCACUCGUCAAACCCAAUUUAGAUCGGUAACGGACUCACCCAAGUGAGACGCCCGGUUUACGUUGGUUAGGCGCGAAACCCGUAACUAGGGUACUGACUCGCCCCGGGUUAGUCUUAACUAAGUCUUGGUCAUAAGGAUGAGAGACUUAGGGCACUGCGGUAGGAUCAAUAAAUAAAAUCAGAUCAUCCAACCAGAGUUAAGUUAACAUGUCUAUAUCUUCAUCAUGGGUACUAGAUACUGGAUGUGGGUCUCAUAUCUGUACUACCAUGCAGGGACUGAAGCAGAGUAGACGGUUAGCUCGAGGCGAGAUUGAACUCCGAGUCGGCAAUGGUGCACCUGUUGCAGCUUUGGCAAUCGGAACUUAUAGUUUAGUCUUGCCUAGUGGUCUAAUGUUGGAAUUAAACGAUUGCUUGUACGUUCCUGCAAUUAGCAGAAACAUUAUUUCUGUUUCAUGUCUUGAUAAGAGUGGUUUCAUCAUUUCUAUUAAAGACAAGUCCCUUUCCGUUUACAGAAAGAAUGUUUUCUAUGCUAAUGCCAACAUGACCAAUGGGUUAUAUGUCCUUGACUUGGACAUGCCUGUCUAUAACAUAUCAGCCAAGAGGAACAAACCGAACGGUUUGAACCAAACAUACCUAUGGCAUUGUAGGUUAGGCCAUAUAAACGAGAAACGCAUAUCCAAGCUACAUCGGUCGGGAAUGCUGGAGUCAUUUGAUCUUGAAUCAUAUGACACAUGCGAAUCUUGUUUAUUGGCCAAGGAAGGUGUGUGGCUCAAGAAUUUUAUUACUGAGCUUGGAGUGGUUCCUAGCAUCAAGAACCCUAUACCGUUGUUUUGCGACAACAAUGGGGCAAUUGCACAAGCGAAAGAACCUCGGUCUCACCAGAAGACCAAACACAUCGUUAGACGUUAUCACAUCAUACGAGAAAUCGUUGCACGUGGGGACGUUGAGAUUUGCAAGAUAGACUCCGGAGCAAGUUCGUGUGGAUACGUUGGAGGCUUCAUACGUUUGGCGCUACGUUCAUCUCCUCAAAACCAUCCCCGACCAUUCCUCCGUUCUCCGUUUUCACUGUUAAGAGGAGAGAAGGUCGGCGACUUCAUAACUCGGUGGGAGAAGGAGGCUAGGGACGUGCACGGGGCGGAUGACCAAGCUUUGGUGGCCAUGUUCCAAGCAGCCCUUCCCUGUGGAGAGGUUAGGAAGGAGCUUCGAAGGAAUCCUCCCCCCACGUACCAAGAAACCCUGGCGCGCGCUAUGUUCUUGGCCUCGGAAGAGUUCGAUGAUGCUCCCGACUCUGAGGCCGCGUCGGCUAAGCGAUCUCCUGCAGACUCCGGAGAAGCCGCGAAGAAGAGGAAGAAAAAGAAAGUGUUGAAACACGGGCUUGUCACGUUUUCGUACUAAAGCCGUGUUCGUUUUUGUAACAGGUUUUGAUAAUGCCAAACCGCCGUGAUCAAGUCGAACAUUGAAUAUACAAGGCAAAGAACGAAGAUAAGAGCAAGAGCUAAACGAAGACCAAGAACGAAGACCUUAGUCAUAGUAUUGAGUCGGUCUUUAUUGUGAUCAAGACCGACCCAAUCUUUACACCUUGGCUCUUUAGGCUAAAAUCUCUCAUUGCAUUUCUUACAUCAUAAAAAUGUUUUUCAAACUUGUUUAAGUCAUUAAAAACACUUGGUGUUC